Molecule: messenger RNA, 711 nt
Organism: Wallemia mellicola CBS 633.66
Lineage: Eukaryota; Fungi; Basidiomycota; Wallemiomycetes; Wallemiales; Wallemiaceae
Product: guanylate kinase
Exons: 2
Coding region: 30-647 (205 amino acids)
Biological process (GO): purine nucleotide metabolic process
Cellular component (GO): cytosol
Molecular function (GO): GMP kinase activity
Source: RefSeq, a predicted model, not a curated record
AAUUUACCUCUUUAUUCGAUACUGUCAUAAUGUCAAGCCGUGUGCCUCUAAACCCGUUAAUACUUUGUGGUCCGUCCGGUAGCGGUAAAUCAACACUUUUGGGAAAGUUAUUCAAGGAAUUUCCUAACGAUUUCGGUUUCUCAAUUAGUCAUACUACACGCCAACCACGGGAGGGUGAAAUAUUAGGAAAGAGCUAUCAUUUCGUUAAUCGUGAUGUAUUUCAAAAGCUCAUACAAGCAGGCUCUUUCAUCGAGUACGCAACUUUCUCAAACAACUACUAUGGUACAUCCGCCAAAGCGGUAGCAGAAGUUGGCUUACAAAAUAGAAGGUGUAUUUUAGAUAUCGAUGCGCAAGGUGUUAAAAUUAUAAAAGAUAAGCAUCAAAAUCUUCAACCAACCUUUGUCUUCCUUUCUCCACCAUCCAUUGACAGUUUAGCACGUCGUUUAGUUAAACGUGGUUCAGAAACAGAAGAAAGCUUGAGAAGUAGAUUAGAUGCAGCUAAAGGUGAGAUGGAGUACGCACAAACAGGUGCAUUUGAUUACGUUAUCGUAAACGACGACAUCGAACAAGCUUACGAAAAGUUAAGAAAAGUAGCCCUCGGUGAAGGCACGGAGAGUGACAUAUUACCUGAUAACAGAAUUGCUUAAAAAGUUCAUAAAAUUUUACAAAUUUACUAUUAAAAUGGUCUAUAUCCAGUCUGUUGUGGCAUUA